AUGGGACAAAGCCUGUCCGCUCGCUUCGAGUGGUCGAAGGAACCAGCAAGCGACAAGGCGGACGCCACCGGCGCAUUGAAAACGUCGGUCACCAACCAGGACCUGCUUUAUGAUCUUGUCCGAAUGAUUGAGCAGCUUUGCAAAGGACAUCCAGCUGAGGCAAAGGCAGAGUUCAGGAGGCCGUUGCAGUGGGCUUCUGCGUUGAAGCCUGCCAACUUUACUGGAGCGGGGGAUAAGUGGGAUGUAAAUACUGCAACGAGGUUCAGUGUUAACUCGACGGAGAAUCGGUCUGAUGGGCAACCUCUAUUCCAUCUGGAGCAAACGUCAACCGAUGCCUCAUCAUUCACAGCGCAUGCGUCUUCUUUCGAGAUACUGAAUCGAGUCCUUCAAAUUGCCGACGAGAAGAAACUUACAGAGUUGCAAGGCAUAAUUCAGGCCAAUCGGGACCCGGCCAAGGUCAUUUUCGGUGUGAGCGGAGAGACUGCCUUGGUCGAUGCGUUUGAAGCAUUCACUACCGAGAGUGAUCCACGGAAGCGAGAUCAGUAUGGGAAGCUCUAUAAGCUACUUCUGGUGGUCAACUCGUUUGAUCUGCAACUGAUGAAAACGGCGGUAGCGGAACUUCGAAAGGACAAAACGUUAGACAUCCACAAAGUCACGGAAGAGCUCCUCAUGCUCCAAUCUUUCUGCGGUCGGCAAGAAAGUAGGGCAUUGAUUUCGAUCGAUUGGGAGUCAGACUACACAUUCGCAAACGGGUACAAGGCGCCGCCAUGGCGGCAAGUGUAUGGAGAGCUAUGCUAUUUGGAGGUGCAGCCUUUUGACCGCGGAAAGUUCAUGGUGACAGCUAGCAAACGCGGAUACUUUGUGAACAAAGGAUAUGCCGCUGACGAAAAGGGUCAUGAGCGUCUGCAAUACGAAGCAGAUUCAGAUGUAUUCCCGUCCCUCAUUGACCUCCUCCGCGCCACGUCCCCUCAUUUCGCUGCAACCAUCGAGAACCAGGCAUAUCAUUUUGAGCCACCAGCAGGAGAAUCAGAGACCUCUGCCGAAUUCGAUGUUGGAGGGGUAGGACAAACGUAUCAGAAUCAUCCAUCGGAUGAUGGUGAUGAUGACAGGGAUCAUACGGACGAUAAUACUCCUCGUAAAUCAGAGCCGGGGCAAAAGAGGAUUGCGGCGACCAGGAAAACCAAGCUCAAGGCGGCGGCCAAGCCGCGAGCAUAUGAGCCAUCCCUCAAAUGGAGAGCAUUGGGUCUCUCCGAAGAGGGGCGAGCGAAUGACUCGAGAAAUGGGAGGAAAGUGGAGAAGCAAAGGCAGGGCAGGUCGCUAUCCGCUGGCAGGGAGAAAAAGGGCGGCCGCGGCCGUCACGGCGUGGACGAGGAUGAUAUGUCAGAUAAUGACUCGGAAGAGGAACAGCAAGAAAAGAGACAAGAAAUCUCAGAGCUUCCCGCCGAAUACUACCAGAUCCAGAAAUUGGUGAAAUACCUGCGGGCAGGCAACCAAACUGCGACCAUCAUCGCCAUAUGUUCCUUGCGAGACUUCGACUUGACCAACGAAUUCAAUCAAACAGCAAUCCGUGAUGUUGGCGGUCUGGAGACGUUGGUGAAUCUUCUGGAUACAGACGAUCCGAAAUGCAAAAUCGGCGCCCUGAAGAUCCUGAAGGAUGUUUCACAAAACGUCGCAACACGUUCAGCUCUUUCCGAUCUCAGUGGGAUGCAGCCCCUGGUUCAACUUCUUGCCGAUCACGACCGAGAGGCCAAAUGCCUCGCAGCGGAGACUAUCGCACAUUGCGCGAAGAAUGCGCGCAACCGACGAGCCGUCCGAAAAUUCGGUGGAAUCCGCAAGCUUGUCCGCCUACUCAAAGCCAAACCCGGCAGCGAAGACGAACAAGUCGCUAUGGCAGGGGCGCUAGCUCUGGCAGCGCUAAGUAAAAGCGCCCGGAACAAAGAAGCAAUCCAGGAAGCCGGCUCCAUCCCUCUCCUCGCCAAUCUGCUCGAAUCCCAGAACGAGCGACUCCUCAUCCCGGUGGUCGGGAUCCUCCAAGAGUGCGCCUCCGACGCCCACUACCGCGCCGCCAUCCGCGGGUCGGGCAUGAUCAAGUUCCUCGUCGAGAACCUGGCGAGCAAGAACGAAGCGCUGCAGACGUAUUGCGCCAGUGCGAUCUUUAAAUGCGCCGAAGAAGACGAGACGCGGACGUUGGUUCGGCAGUACAAUGGGCUGAGCUCUCUGGUGAACCUGCUGGACAACACGACGAAUAAGGAGCUGUUAGCGGCUGCGACCGGAGCCGUGUGGAAAUGCGCCCAGAAUCUGGACAACGUAGCGGCAUUCAAUAAGCUUAAUACCAUCAAGAAAUUGGUGAGUCUUAUGGAGAAUCAGCCCGAAGAUGUGCUGGUUAACGUCGUCGGAGCGCUCGGAGCUUGCGCACAAACCGUUGAAGGAAGGCAGGCCAUCAAAGAGAGCAAUGGCAUCACCCCUUUAGUCAACCUCCUAACCGGAACAAAUCAAGCACUCUUGGUCAACGUCACGACCGCAGUUGGAGCAUGUGCUUUGGACACGGAUUGCAUGGCCAUCAUCGAUCGGUUGGACGGAGUCCGUCUGCUUUGGUCGUUAUUGAAAUCGACCAAUCCUUUGGUUCAAGCUUCCGCCGCUUGGGCCAUUUCGCCCUGCAUCGAACAUGCCAAGGAUGCAGGAGAGAUGGUCCGCUCGUUCGUCGGUGGAUUGGAGCUCAUUGUGUCUUUGCUGAAAUCCGACGAUGUGGACGUGCUCGCCUCUGUUUGCGCGGCCAUCGCCAACAUCGCGAAGGAUGAGGAGAACUUAGCCGUGAUAACUGACCACGGCGUCGUGCCAAUGCUCGGCAAGCUCACCAACACCCGCAACGAUCGCCUUCGUCGUCAUCUCGCGGAAGCCAUCGCUAGGUGUUGCCAUUGGGGCAACAACCGAGUGGCGUUCGGGACAGCUAGUGCAGUCGCGCCUUUGGUCAAGUAUCUGCGAUCGCCGGAUGAGGAGGUGCAUCGAUCGACGGCGAGGGCGUUGCAUCAGUUGUCUAUGGAUCCUGAUAAUUGCAUUACGAUGCACGAGAACGGUGUGGUACAACUGUUGCUUGGAAUGGUGGGGUCUCCGGACCAAAACCUGCAAGAAGCGGCUGCUGGCACCAUCGGGAACAUCCGUCGGUGA
Messenger RNA from Fimicolochytrium jonesii, 3165 nucleotides. RefSeq names its product armadillo-type protein. NCBI's taxonomy places the organism in Eukaryota, Fungi, Chytridiomycota, Chytridiomycetes, Spizellomycetales, Powellomycetaceae. The record is from RefSeq and is a predicted model, not a curated record. The transcript has 12 exons. Gene Ontology annotation, molecular function: protein binding. Bases 1 to 3165 code for a protein of 1054 amino acids.